GAAGAAGGCGGUGACACUUCCUUUCUUGGGCGAGUUGGCUGAUAAGGAAAGUGGCACAAGGACGAUUAAAGUGAAUAUGGCCCCCAACACGCAACUGAAUGAAGCGGUGUCCAACGUAAAAAAGGGAAUUCGGGCAAUCCUGCUCGGACCCCCUGGUGCUGGGAAAGGAACACAGGCUCCUCGGUUGGCGGAGCAAUACUGCGUGUGUCAUCUGGCCACGGGGGACAUGCUGAGGGCCAUGGUGGCGUCUGGCUCUGAGCUCGGCAAGAGGCUCAAGGAGACCAUGGAUGCCGGGAAACUGGUCAGUGAUGAGAUGGUGGUAGAACUCAUAGAAAAGAACCUGGACACGCCUCCCUGUAAGAAGGGGUUCCUAUUGGAUGGAUUCCCCCGCACAGUGAAACAAGCAGAGAUGCUGGAUGACUUGCUGGAGAAGCGCACAGAGAAGCUGGACUCUGUGAUUGAGUUCUCUGUCGAUGACUCCCUACUGGUGCGCAGGAUCUGUGGCAGACUAAUUCACCAGCCUAGCGGUCGCUCCUACCACGAGGAGUUCAACCCACCCAAAGAUCCCAUGAAGGAUGACGUGACAGGGGAGCCGCUGAUGCGCCGCAGCGAUGACAAUGCGUCGACACUGGGCUCACGGCUGGAGGCCUACCACAGGCAGACGGUGCCCCUGGUCAAGUACUACAGCGCCCGCGGCCUGCACAAGGCAGUCGAUGCCGCCCAGUCCCCCGAUGUAGUCUUCGCCUCCAUCCUCGCCGCCUUCUCCUCUGCCACAGCCGCCACCUGUUUUUGUCUCCCCUCUGUAGAUUCUGACUCUUCUCCUCUGAAUGUGAAUGCAAGAUGUUCUCAGGGUAGUCAGAAAACAAUAGCAGUUGUAUUGUGUGAAGCUAUAUUGGCCAUUAGGCUUGCUGUGGGAAUUUUUCUAGCUUGACUAAAUAAUGUUAAAAGUAUCAAAACAAUGACACCACUGCAUUGAAUGUUGCUUUAGUUCCUGUAGUCCAGUUUGCUACUGGUAAAUGAUUGUUAAUGUACUGCUAAGUCACAUUGUAGUUCACUGUUCAUUUAAACUUUUAUGUAAAGCCUAACGGCUGACACUUUUGAUUGUUUAAUGUUAAUGCAUAACGCGUAAAGUUUUAGAAAUGGAUGUUGGAAGCCUAAUUGCACUAUAGAUGGACAGGAUUGUUAAGUUGAACACGCACAAGGACCCGUAUAUGUCUAAGGGAGCAACUUGUGUCUGUAGCUAAAUGUUUUGCCUCUUGCAGCUUUGAAUGACCCAAAACAUUUUUGUGCACAUUUCUCCUAUGUUUAAAUUCACCUGAGACUCUUCUUUCUUUUUUCAGCUGUUUGAAUCCCUGCUUCUCCAAUCCUUGCAAUGGAAACAAGGGAGGGAGGGGAAGGAGGAAAUGUUGUACUGUAGCACUUCAUUUGGAAAUCUGGUUCAGUUUAAUGCAGUGCAUUCUACAAGGAAUAAGUGGAGCCAUCUCGGAAUUGACUUUGAUUAUAUUACCCUUCUAAUAAAGAAAAGAGAAGCUGUUCUACAAUCAUGA
Coregonus clupeaformis (lake whitefish) is the source of this 1547-nucleotide messenger RNA. RefSeq names its product adenylate kinase 2, mitochondrial. Gene Ontology annotation, cellular component: mitochondrion; cytoplasm. Gene Ontology annotation, biological process: ADP biosynthetic process. The record is from RefSeq and is a predicted model, not a curated record. Lineage: Eukaryota; Metazoa; Chordata; Actinopteri; Salmoniformes; Salmonidae. Bases 77 to 931 code for a protein of 284 amino acids. Gene Ontology annotation, molecular function: ATP binding; AMP kinase activity. The transcript is spliced from 7 exons.